This is a messenger RNA of Striga hermonthica, 1962 nucleotides long. The record is from the annotation of a GenBank genome assembly. Lineage: Eukaryota; Viridiplantae; Streptophyta; Magnoliopsida; Lamiales; Orobanchaceae.
AUGGACAGAUCGAGAUCUAAACGGUACUAUUACGAGCAGGACUAUGAAUCCGAAACCUUACACUCACGGAGCAAGCCGCGCUACGGCGGAGGCGGCGGCGGCGGUGGAGGCGGAGGAGGAGGAGGGGGUCACCAUUAUGCUUCGAACUACCACCACCGGCGCUCCUCGUCCUCCUCCUCCGGUGGCGGCGGCGGCGGCGGGAGGAAAAUGCAGGAGCCAUCUAUGAUGGUGACUACUAGCUACCGGAUUCUGUGCCACGACGUGAAGGCCGGCGGGGUGAUUGGGAAAUCCGGCAGCAUAAUCAAAGCAAUAAGGCAGCACACCGGAGCUUUCAUCAACGUCCACGAGCUGAUUCCAGGGGAUGAGGAGAGGAUUAUCGAGAUUUCCGAUGCCCGGCGGCGGGAUCCGGAGGGUCGAAUGCCUUCCUUCUCCCCUGCGCAGGAGGCCCUGAUGUUGAUACACGACAGGAUUAUGGAGAGUGAGAUGGAUGAACAUGGUGAGUAUGGAGGCAGGGGAAGUGGUGGUAAUAAUGGCGGUCGGGUGGUGACGAGGCUGGUGGUCUCAAGGAUGCACGUUGGUUGUUUGAUGGGGAAAGGAGGGAAGAUAAUCGAGCAGAUGAGGAUCGAGACCAGAACCCAUAUCAGGAUUUUGCCCAGAGACCAUAAUUUGCCGCGUUGUGUGGCCAUGUCGGAGGAGAUAGUUCAGGUGGUUGGUGAUGUUAAUGCUGUGAAGAAUGCUAUAGCAAUAAUUUCGUCUCGCUUGAGAGAGAGCCAGCAUCGUGAUAGAGGCCAAUUUACUAAUCGGCUGCAUCCACCCGAUGAUUUCUACCCUGCCGAUGAUGAUUUCCAUGCAUACAGCAAAGUAAGACGGUCAUCUCUUGAAGGGCCGAGUUUUGGAUCGAGACACUCUGAUUCUUCAAGGAACAACAAUUAUUCUUCUUCACGUUCAUCUGGAUUCGCCAGUGAAUCUGAACCCACUUCUCUAGCAGACAAUGCUCAUGGCUUCUCUGGUGACAAUCUCGUUUUUCGCAUACUUUGUCCUGUUGACAAACUUGAUAGCGUUAUUGGCGAGUCGGAAGGGAUUGUGGAUUUGCUUCAAAAUGAAAUAGGCGUGAAUGUUGAGGUUUCGGAUCUGGUUGAUGGCUCGGAGGAGCUUGUAAUAGUUAUAUCAUCUGACGAGGGUCCAGAAGAUGAGUUGUUUCCCGCGCAAGAAGCUUUGUUGCAUAUACAAACCCGCAUUGUUGAUCUUGUCCCAGAAAAGGAAAAUAUUAUUACCACCCGGUUACUUUUGCAAUCGGAUGAAAUUGGUUCUUUGCUUGAGCUGGAUAAAAUAGGUGGUGCAAAUGUAAAGAUCUUACCUAGAGAAGAGCUUCCUGAAGGUUUUUCAGGGGCACAUGAGAUUGUGCAGAUAUUUGGGGAGAUCAAAGCUGCCCGAGAUGCUCUGGUGGAGGUGACAUCAAGGGUUCGGAGUUACAUAUACCGGGAGUACCUCGAGAAGGAUGUUGCUGGUCUUGUGGAACCAGAGGAAGUCUCUAGAAACAAUGCACUUCCAUCUUCAGAAAUCCAGGCUGUAAAUGGUCCCGUUUCAACUUCCAAGAGUUCAUCAGCUGCUGCAGCCCCUCAGAAAGCGAAGGAUGUGGGGCCAACUAAUGUCGAGACAAAGCAAAAGGAGAGUGAACGACGCGAAGAACUCCCCAGCGGAUUGAAUAGAAUAUCCGUACCACUUGUCACCAGAAGUACACUGGAAGUUGUUAUACCACCUCAUGCUGCAUCUGAACUUGCAAAGAAAUCAAGAAAGCUAGCUUUAAUAAGCGAGCUUUCGGGAGCAAACAUCAAACUUAUUGAUGACAGGCCAGAGACAACAGAGAAGAUCAUUCAAAUAUCAGGUACUCCAGAGCAGGCCGAGAGAGCUCAAAGUUUGCUUCAAGGGUUUAUUUUAAGCACUGAGGAAGAUGGCCCUUAG